GCGUUAGGGAAAGGUAGGGAUUUCCGGCUCCGGUGUCAUGGACGGCUCCUACACUGAAGGUACGCACACCGCGGUCUGCGGGAAGAGGCAGCAGUUCGGGAGCCGGUUUCUGAGCGACCCGGCGCUCGUCUUCCACCACAAUGCCUGGGACAGUGUGGAGUGGUCAGAAGAGCAGGCCGCGGCGGCGGAGAGGAAAGUCCAGGAGAACAGUACCCAGCGGGUGUGCCAGGAGAAACAAGUUGAUUAUGAGAUCAAUGCCAACAAAUAUUGGAAUGACUUCUACAAAAUCCACGAAAAUGGGUUUUUCAAGGAUAGACAUUGGCUUUUUACUGAAUUCCCAGAGCUGGCACCUAGCCAAAACCAAAAUCACUUGAAGGAUUUGCUCUCAGAGAACAAGGGGAGUGAAGUGCCUGCAUGUAGAAGCAGUGAGGAUGAAUCUGGUUUAAUAAUAGAAGCACAGCACAGUUGUUCUUCAGUCAGCCAUGGACAUAAAACACAGCCAUCUCCUGUGGAAGAGAAUGUAACUCAGAAACUCCGUCACCUGGAAAUUUGUGCUGAUGAGUUUCCUGGAUCCUCAGCCACCUACCGAAUACUGGAGGUUGGUUGUGGUGUGGGAAACACAGUCUUUCCAAUUUUACAAACUAACAAUGACCCAAGACUCUUCGUUUACUGUUGUGAUUUUUCUUCCACAGCUGUAGAACUGGUCCAGACAAAUUCAGCAUAUGAUCCUUCUCGGUGUUUUGCCUUUGUUCACGACCUGUGUGAUGAAGAUAAGAGUUACCCGGUGCCCGGGGAUAGUCUUGAUGUCAUCAUCCUCAUAUUUGUUCUCUCAGCAAUCAUUCCAGACAAGAUGCAAAAGGCUAUCAACAGGCUAAGCAGGCUUCUGAAGCCUGGAGGGAUGAUGCUUCUGCGAGAUUAUGGCCGCUAUGACAUGGCUCAGCUUCGGUUUAAAAAAGGUCAGUGUCUGUCUGAAAAUUUCUAUGUGAGAGGCGAUGGCACCAGAGUGUACUUCUUCACGCAAGAUGAACUGGAUGCACUUUUCACUACUGCUGGACUGGAAAAGGUUCAGAACCUGGUGGAUCGCCGGUUGCAAGUGAAUCGAGGGAAACAACUGACAAUGUACCGAGUUUGGAUUCAGUGCAAAUAUCGUAAGCCUCUUCUGUCCAGCACCAGCUGAGAGGCACCUGCUCCUGACAGGCGAGGUCACUGGGGCUUUUUUAAAAGAA
Molecule: messenger RNA, 1226 nt
Organism: Lipotes vexillifer (Yangtze River dolphin)
Lineage: Eukaryota; Metazoa; Chordata; Mammalia; Artiodactyla; Lipotidae
Gene: METTL2A
Product: methyltransferase 2A, tRNA N3-cytidine
Exons: 9
Coding region: 38-1177 (379 amino acids)
Molecular function (GO): tRNA (cytidine-N3)-methyltransferase activity
Source: RefSeq, a predicted model, not a curated record